AUGGAAGACAGAGACGCGGAACUGGAGAAGGGGUCGGCGGCCACCGGUUCCGUCUCCUCCUCUAACUCUAAUCGAGAUCGACGUAAAUAUCAACACCAGAAGGGAGUGCCAGAUGUGGACAUUAUCUUCGGAAACAAUGUCGCCUUCACUGACUAUAAUGAGCCCAAAGAGGAACCGAUUGAUACUCCGACCAUAAACUUCAUGAUAAUGACCAGAACUAAAGGCAAUAAAUCGGUGCUCAGGACUGUUGACGUUCCGCUCGAUUCAGAACUCGUGGUCUCUCUGAAGGCCAGAGAAGAGGCCGAAAAGGCAGAGAAGAAGAAUAUUAAACGACUGAUUCUUGACAUCAAUGAGAGACGAGAAAUGGAAGACAGAGACGCGGAACUGGAGAAGGGGUCGGCGGCCACCGGUUCCGUCUCCUCCUCGAACACUAAUCGAGAUCGACGUAAAUAUCAACACCAGAAGGGAGUGCCAGAUGCCAAAUAUUUGGCGCAAAUGGUGUUAUUGGGGGCCCAAGUGGUCGGUCGCGCCUUCACUCGUGCCCUCCGACAAGAGUUCGCCGCGAGCCAAACGGCGGCCAAUCAGCGACGCGCUAACAACGGAUCCAAUGAUAGGGGUAUUAAUGCCAAACUGGGGAUGAGUUUACAAGAAGCGCAGCAAAUACUGAAUGUGGACAACAAGAAGUUGACUGAAUUGGACGCCGAGACUGUACUCAAGAGUUAUAACCAUUUGUUUGAUGUGAACGACAAAUCGAAAGGCGGAUCCUUUUAUUUGCAAUCAAAGAAAUGCGGUCAAAACUGGACACAAAUGGACUCUUUGUGGCAAUCACUUGACUAUUGCCACUCAUUUCAAACUUUGUCACCAAUUCGUGGCAAUCGAUUCCUCCGACCGAAGAGUUUUGUGCCAAUUAUUAACGCAAAUGGUUUUCACUCGACUAAAGACUCGAGUGAUAUGUUUGAAGAGGCAUUGAGUGAACAAAAUAUUCAAAACUGUAUUAAAGUGUUGAAAGACGUGGCAGUGAUUCGGCCGAAGAAGGGCUUCUCAAUCGGUCGAAACCGUAACCAAAACAGGGCCGCAGUUUUGGUUCCUUUCUGUCGGUCAGAGGACAGGGAGCCGAGUGUUCUGUUCACUCAACGGUCCACUAGUCUGAGUCAACACAGAGGAGAGGUUUGCUUUCCCGGCGGUGUCGAGGAAGACAUUGACGACAAUCAAGUGAUUCGUACGGCUGUCAGGGAAUCAGUCGAAGAGCUCGGAAUCGAUGAGAAACGGGUCAUUACUUACGGCGUUCUGAAUCCGAUUCCCGCGGCUAACGGCACUGCCGUUCAUCCGGUCUUAGGAUUUAUUGAUUUAUCAAAUUUUGAGUUAAACUCCGGUAUAAACAAAGACGAAGUCGAGAGCGUAUUCGUAGUGCCCCUCAAACGACUGGUCGAUGAGAACAACUGGAAGUUCACUCAUUGGAAGGCCGGUUGGAUUACACCCGUCUAUAUCGAUAGCAAUCGACUGAAUCCCAGAAUCUGGGGAUUGACUUCUUCUAUACUAUAUAUGGUUUUAUCAGCUCUUUUGCCGAAUGUCUUUCAAUACAACUCAAAGUUUUUAAGAUUCCGAACCAAAAGUCCCUUAAAUUAAACACAAAUUGUUAUUUUAGUCAAAGAAUUCUCAAUUUAUUUUUAUAUAAACUGUUUUAUUUAUAAGAAUUGUCUGUUUUUAUAUGGAUUUAUAGGUCGUUAGAGCUAAGGAACGGAUUGAAGAAGAAAUGAAAGUAAAUUUGAACGAAACGAAUGGAAAAGAGAGUCAAGAGAGACAAUCUCAACAAAACUAAGACCUCGUAUCAUAUAGUGUGGUGUUAUUAGACUUAUUGUUAAAUCAUUUAUAUAAUUAUUUUGGAAUUUUAGUAAUGCAUUAAUUCUGUAGUCAUAUAUCAUACAAAUAUUGUGUAAUUUUCGUAUAAAUAUUAUAAAGUGCUAAGAAUUGACUGAUCACUCCUUAAGUAAAUAUUUGAUUAUUAAUGAAAAAAA
This is a messenger RNA of Medioppia subpectinata, 2015 nucleotides long. Lineage: Eukaryota; Metazoa; Arthropoda; Arachnida; Sarcoptiformes; Oppiidae. The record is from the annotation of a GenBank genome assembly.